CACCGAUUUCAACUUAAGCCUUAAGACUUACGUGCAUGUCCACACCAAACGAUGGAUGGGAUCAACCUCAACGCUCUGAGCGAGAAUGCAACACGCCUUGGGAUGAGGAUUCAAGAGACAAUAGCUGAGCACACCCGGGAUUUGUCGUUAACACGGGGCGGGAGCUCAUUGUUUGACAUGGCGGACGACAAGGCGAAGAAUAUAACAAAGCAGCUCGAAUCAAGCAGCGACCGUGAAAAGUUGGACGCCAUGAAACGACUGAUCGCGCUCAUCUCAAAGAACCGGCCAGUCUCCUCAUAUUUCCCUGCUGUAGUCAAGAAUGUAGCCAGCCCGAACCUCGAGCUACGCAAGCUGGUGUACAUCUACCUCCUUCGUUGUGCACCAUCUGAACCUGAUCUGGCAUUGCUGUCGAUCAAUACUUUCCAGCGGGAUCUCGCUGACCCCAGCCCUCUCAUACGCGCUAUGGCUCUUCGCGUGCUGAGCGGCAUUCGUGUUCCUACUGUUGCUACCAUCGUACUUAUGGCUGUCCGCAAGUCUGCUGCAGACCCGAGCCCAUACGUUCGCAAGGCAGCUGCGUUGGCCGUGAUCAAGGUAUACAAAGUAGACCAGGCGCACCAUCCAACUCUGCUCGAUAUUAUGACAACUCUUCUGCGCGAUCGCUCUCCGCUUUCACUUGGGACUGCUGUUCUUGCUCUCGACACCAUUGCGCCAUCUCGCCUCGACCUUCUCCACGUACAUUUUCGCCGCCUCUGCCGUGCCUUGCCGGACAUUGAUGCAUGGGGGCAGGUCGACGUUCUCCGCGUACUCGUGCGAUACGUGAGGACCAUGUUACCCAAGCCCGUUCCCGCCAACGAGAGACAAGGUGAAGAGGUUGACAAAGAUUUGAAGCUCCUGCUAGCCUGCGCGGAGCCACUUUUCAUGAACAAGAACCCUGCCGUUGUUCUUGCUGUCGCACGAGCAUUCUACUACCUUGCUCCUUCAUCGAUGCUCUCAAAGAUUAGCGCGCCUCUCCUUCGCCUCCUCAGCGUGUCGCGCGAGGUCGAGCGUGUGGCAUUGGCUUAUUUACUCGUCGUCGCACGUUCGCAUCCAGUUUUAUUCAUUACUUCACACAACCGCUUUCUCGUGCGCGUAGAUGAUGCAGAGCAGGUGAAGCGGAGAAAGAUUUCUGUUCUCUUGGCAUUGUGCACAGUUGACAAUCAUCAGACAUUACUGCGAGAAUUCAUGGACUAUGCUCAAGACACAGAUGACUCUGUUGUAGGAGAUGCGAUUCACGCCAUUGGACGCAUUGCCAGCCUCGUUCCCUCAUCCACGCCCCAAUGCCUCACUGCACUCAUGGGAAUGAUCAACAGCAAGCAAGAUACCAUCGUCUCAAAUGCAGUCCUCGUUCUUAAGUCCCUCGUCCAAAAUCAACUUCUCACACCUUCCUCUACCUCAACCACGACCCUCCCAACCCCGUUCUCGUCGCAGCAAGCUCUCCUUACAUCAUCCAUUCCCUCGCUGACGCCAUCAAUCUCCACUUCAUUGUCAGCUGCACCUUUGUCCUUCACGAGCACGGAGUCGACCUCCGUAGCUCAGGCCCCACUGUCCAUUAUUGCCCAGCUGGCUCAGCGCAUUGAUGAUAUCCGGCACCCCCACGCGCGGGCUUGCGUGCUAUGGCUCGUCGGUCAAUACGGGUCAGUCACAGGCACGAAAACAGCGGUUGAAGGUGUGGCAGACUGGGCGCCAGAUGUACUACGCAAGGCAGCGAGGAGCUUCAACACUGAGGCUUCCCUAGUCAAGCUUCAGACACUCACUCUUGCCGCGAAACUAAUACUGCUCGCGCCCACGCACCGUAUACUGGUCUUACUGGCACAGUAUGUUUUCACAUUAGCUCGGUACGAUGAAGACUGGGACGUGCGUGACCGCGCGAGGAUGUUGAGGACACUUCUUGUUGGUGCAGUUACGGGUAUUAUGGGCAGUAAUGAUGAGGAAGGCAUCGGGGAAAAUUGGAAUAAGGAAGAGCAGGCAGGAAGGCCGGGUGUGGUGUUGAGAAGGGAACAGGUGACACGAGUGUUAUUCGAGGGAAAGACUGGGACGAUUGAAGAGGAGCUAGUGGCUGGUGAGUGUGUUUUUGAGUUCUGAUUUUGUCGACGAAGGGCUCGUUUAUGAUUAUGACCCACACUUACUUUUCUCACUUUCUCUUCAUGUCCAACUAAUCCCAGUCCUCUGCAGACGCUCGUCCACUCGGAACGCUUUCUCUCGUGAUGGAGAGUGAAAGUUUGCAUCUGCACGAUGACGAUGACGAUGAGACUGUAAUAGAUCUCCCCGAGUGGCUGGAACAGGGAAUUGACCCCGCGUUGCGUGAUAGUGAUGACGACGCACCCCAAGUUGCCUUGUCGGUUCAAGCGAUUUCAUCCCAGGCAACCUCGUCCCAACGUGUGCCCACACCUGCAGGUUCAACACCAGUUGUGCUCACGCCCAUAGGGGGAUCGACACCAAAAGACACCAAGGACUGGAGGGAUUUGAACAAGUUCUAUGCAAGUGAGAGCGAGUCUGAGGAUGAGGAGGAAGAGGAGGAAGAGGAA
Molecule: messenger RNA, 2564 nt
Organism: Suillus plorans
Lineage: Eukaryota; Fungi; Basidiomycota; Agaricomycetes; Boletales; Suillaceae
Product: adaptin N terminal region-domain-containing protein
Exons: 8
Coding region: 52-2121 (689 amino acids)
Biological process (GO): vesicle-mediated transport; intracellular protein transport
Cellular component (GO): membrane coat
Molecular function (GO): clathrin binding
Source: RefSeq, a predicted model, not a curated record